CUUCCUUCUCCGGCGAGCUAGGCUUACAACUUCUUCUUUUUCUGCUUCUUCUUCUUGUUCAUCUUCUUCCCAAUUUCUCUCUGUCCUUCCCUGUGAUUCCCGUGCUUCUGUUUUUCUUCUUCUUCUUCUUCUUCUUCACUUUCGUCCCGUUACCAUAAUAAGAAAACAGUCUAUGAAUUUGCAACUGACGCUAUGAGCAACACUAUGACUCCUAGGACGAAAGUCAUGUUUCACUUGGACUAUGACAGGGGUUAACACAGACCCAUAUAUGUAUAUAUAUUUAUAGCAAUGGAUCUGAGAGGUGUUGCGUGUGGUUUUUGAGCUCAACAUCAAUCUUAUUAUCUUCUAAUUUUGGUCCUGUUUUUUGUACAACACUUCGUUUGAAAUGGAUGUGAUUGACGGGAAAGCUAAGAAAGGGCUGAUCGUCCAGACAUGGGAACGGUGCAGAUCGAUCGGCCGCGGCGGCCCUCUCCCCCCUGCCGUGAUGACGAAAAGCCGGUCGUGGCCUCGCAGCAGCAUCCCGGCGGAGGACGAAAGGCGUUUGGGGAAACAGCGGGUGGCUCCGGAAGGAUGUUUCUCCGUCUACGUCGGGCCGCAGAAACAAAGGUUUACGAUCAAGACGAAGUACGCCAACCACCCUCUCUUCACCGCGCUUCUGGAAGAAGCAGAAUCGGAGUAUGGGCACAACAGUGAAGGGCCUCUUGAGCUGCCGUGUGAGGUUGACCAUUUCUGCGAGAUCUUGGUGGAGAUGAAGAACUCCCGCGAGGUCCGGCGGGGCUGCAACUUCGCCAAAACUCGCAGCUCCUCCUAUCGCCUUCUCAGUCCUUCGAGGUUGGUGGCGCGCGCCAUGAAUAGGUCUUAGUUUUGAGCAAGCAUGCCGCAUGCGUGUAGUUUCUCUUUAAAAUAGCUUGCUCUGUGCCAUGGAUGGUUUCUGAACUUCCAAAUCUUGUGAAUAUGUGAGAAGGGGAAGAAGAUGAGCCGAUUUGACAGAAGCUCUUUAUGAUCAUAACAGAAGUAUAUUGUCAACCGUGUUUAAUCAUGGAUGUUAAAAUGAUAUUAUAACCGUGUCAUGAUAUUAUUUGUAUCUUG
Messenger RNA from Diospyros lotus (date-plum), 1089 nucleotides. Its product is annotated as auxin-responsive protein SAUR32-like. NCBI's taxonomy places the organism in Eukaryota, Viridiplantae, Streptophyta, Magnoliopsida, Ericales, Ebenaceae. Bases 386 to 862 code for a protein of 158 amino acids. Gene Ontology annotation, biological process: response to auxin. The transcript has a single exon. The record is from RefSeq and is a predicted model, not a curated record.